AUGAGGUGGCAUCAAAUCCCUGGCCUCCUCUGUUUCCUUUUCUUCCUACACUCAUCCCAUCCCUUGGCAUCACCUCUUUGCCCUCGUGAUCAGAGCGAUGCCUUGCUCCAAUUUAAGGAUUCCUUCAUGCUUGACAAGGACGCUUCCAGCUUUACUUGUGAUGAUGAUGAAGAUGUGGACACCUCUUAUCCAAAGACAAACUCAUGGAACAAGAGCAUGGACUGCUGCUCGUGGGAUGGUAUCAAUUGCGAUAAGAUCACUGGUAACAUUAUCGGUAUGGAUCUUAGUUGCAGUUGGCUUAGUGGCGCUCUCCAUUCCAAUAGCUCCCUCUUUCUCCUUCGCCAUCUUCAAAGCCUCAACCUUUUUGGUAACGACUUUGUUGGCUCACAUAUUUCGCCUAAUCUAAGUACAUUUGUUAAAAUGACUCAUCUGAAUCUCUCUUUUUCAAACUUUUUGGGAACCGUUCCUAGUGAAAUCUCUCACCUCUCCAAGCUCGUGUCACUCGAUCUCUCUAGGAAUUUUGAUUUGGACAUCAACUCUUAUCUCAGGUUGGAAAAUUCAAUCUUCACAAAGCUUGUUCAGAAUCUAACCGAUUUGACACAGCUUAAUCUUGAUAAAUUAGACAUGUCAAUGGUUUCACCAAUGUCUUUUAUGAAUUUGUCUUCUUCUUUGACACAUUUAAGCAUUUCUUCUUGUACUAUUAGGGGGAUAUUUCCAGAUACUAUUUUUCGAUCUCCGAGCCUUCUUACUCUUGAUAUAAGUAGCAAUGCCCACAUGUCUGGGAUUCUUCCCAAAUCCAAUUGGACUGGUCCUCUUAUGUUCUUGUAUCUCGCGUAUACGAACUUUUCAGGAGAAAUACCCGAUUCAAUUGGUAACAAAAAGAGUUUGAUGGUUUUAGAUCUUCAAGAGUGCAAAUUCACAGGACAUAUCCCAUCAUCAAUAGCAGAUCUCAAGCAACUCCAAAUUUUGAUGCUUGCUGGGAAUAACUUUAGUGGAAGAUUACCAAUCCCUUCACCUUCUACUUCUUACUUUAAUGCCGCCGACAAUGGCUUCACUGGUGAGAUUCCCUCGUCAAUUUGCCAGUUGCAAUCACUCCAAGAUUUACUUUUGCAAAACAAUAGUCUCUUUGGGAAUAUGCCACCAUGUUUUGGUAAUAUGACCAAUCUCUCGUACCUAGACUUGAGCGAAAAUAAAUUCCAAGGGCCACUUCUGAUCCCUGUGCCUUCUACUUCUCACUUUUUUGCCUACCAUAAUGGUUUCAUUGGUGAGAUCCCCUCCUCGAUUUGCCAAUUGAGUUCACUCCAACAAUUAGAUUUGUCUAACAAUAGUCUCUCCGGGAAUUUGCCACCAUGUUUUCAUAAUAUAACCAAUCUCUCGAACCUCGACUUGAGCAAAAAUAAAUUCCAAGGGCCACUCCUCUUUCCACCUUCUACUUCUUAUUUUUAUGCCUCCCACAAUGGUUUCACCGGUGAGAUCCCCUCUUCAAUUUGCCAAUUGAGUUCACUCUAUGAGUUAAGUCUAUCUAACAAUAGUCUCUCUGGGAAUAUGCCACCAUGUUUUGGUAAUAUGACCAAUCUCUUGUUGCUAGACUUGAGAAGCAAUAAUUUUAUAGGACGGUGGCCCAUGGAGGUUUUCUCAAAGACCAAAUUACUUGUAGUAGAUUUGUCUAACAACAAGUUUGGAGGGCCAAUUCCACUACCAUGUUGCAACACAUUCUAUUAUUCCAUUGCAAAUAAUGAUAUAACUGGAAAGAUCCCUUCUUUGAUAUGCAAUGCCACCGAGCUUGAGAUCAUCGACUUGUCUAACAACGGCUUAACAGGUAGCUUGCCUCGGUGCUUAACAAAUUUUAGCACCGAUCUAUCAGUUUUAAAGUUGCAAAUGAAUCGCCUUUGGGGCACAAUUCCUCAAUCGUUUUAUUGGAGAAAUAGCUUGAUGACUCUUGACUUGAGUCGAAAUCGAUUUGAAGGCACAUUGCCUAGGUCCCUUGUGAAAUGUAAAUAUCUCGAGGUUUUGGAUCUUAGUGACAAUCGGAUAGAGGAUACAUUCCCAAAAUGGUUGGGAACACUCCCAGAACUGAAAGUUCUCAUUUUGAGGUCCAAUAAUUUUAAGGGUCAUUUGAAUAUUCCUAGGGGACAUCACCUCUUUCCCAAUUUACACAUUUUGGACCUAUCCAAAAACAACUUUCAUGGUCCUUUGCCAGCCAACCUGUUGAACCUCAAAGCCAUGAUGAAUGACAAAAAUGGGCAAGACAAACCAUUGUAUAUGACACGGUACAUUCGAAAGUUAUCAUAUGAAAAUUCUGUGACCGUGACCAUGAAAGGGCAUGAGAUUGAGCUAGUGAAGAUCUUAACCGUCUUCACAACCAUUGACUUGUCGCACAAUUCUUUCCAAGGAAACAUUCCCAAAGUCUUUGGACAUCUUCACUGUCUCAUAGGGCUCAACCUUUCGCACAACCACCUUACAGGUUCCAUCCCUCCAACUCUGGGGAACUUGACUGAUCUUGAAUGGCUUGACCUUUCUUCAAACAAGCUUAGUGGGGAAAUUCCUAGAGUACUAGGAGAUUUGGCAUCUCUUGGAUACUUGAACCUCUCGAAGAACCAACUCAUUGGUCGAAUUCCGCAAGACAAGCAAUUGAGCACAUUUUCAAGCGAAUCAGUUAGUGGGAAUCUAGGCUUAUGUGGAACUCCAUUGCCAAAAGCAUGGCCUAGCAAUGCUCGACCUCCUCCACCAUCGUCCUCGUCAACUUUUAACUUUGAAGGGCAUGGGAGUUGGUUUGAACAGAAAGCAAUGGCGAUAGGUUAUGCAUCUGGAAUUGUAAUUGGAAUCUCCAUAAUAUACAUUGCAUUGGAAAUGGGAAGGCCCAAAUGGCUCGCGCGAGGUGUGAGAAUACUGGAAAGAAGAGCAACCAAGUGGAUGGAGAAGCCGAAGCGGAAGGCGAACAAAUUUCAUGGACAAUGA
Syzygium oleosum is the source of this 2958-nucleotide messenger RNA. Its product is annotated as receptor-like protein 43. NCBI's taxonomy places the organism in Eukaryota, Viridiplantae, Streptophyta, Magnoliopsida, Myrtales, Myrtaceae. Gene Ontology annotation, molecular function: protein binding. The coding region runs from base 1 to 2958 and encodes 985 amino acids. The record is from RefSeq and is a predicted model, not a curated record. The transcript has a single exon.